AUGGGCCAUGAAACAUUCAUAAGGUAUAAAUCUCUAGCAGCUCGCAGGUAAGAAUCUCUAAGUGAAAACAAGGAGCAGCUGUGUUUGAAACAGUCUGACUCCAUACAAGAUGUUUAUUCUGCCGUAUAGCUGCAGCUUUCAAGGUUUUAGUCUUGAUCUCAAUUCUCAAACUCCCAUCGCUACCUGUGAGGGGGGCUACUAUUUCUUCCAGUGCCCAAAACGGUUCCCCUACUUUAUUUGACUACGGGAAAAUGUAGAAAAUACUGCAGUGUGGGUUGAUCUGUAUUAGAAGAAGUGAUUCUAUAUACAUAGUAGGGGAUCUCUCUGACUAAACUCUCAUCUUUAGCCUAUAUUCCCCUUUUUGAUUUAGAAGGAAUCCUCUAGGGAUUGGAUGUUCGAUAAGUUGAUAAUUUUCUGAAGAAGUACAGUAGAGCGCAAUGAAACAGGCUACUUAAAUGUAGCUAUUUGUUAUGUAGUGAAAGGAAGGUACCAAGGUAUGAAUAUUCAGGAGAUAGGGAGGCCUAGCAAUAAGAUGAGAAAUAUCUCUUCACUAUUAUUCCGCAUUAGAAAUGAGAUAGCCCACUGUGCUCUCAGCUCAUUAGGAUCACUGUUUAGAGAGAACGUUAUUAGAGUUUCCUAUCUUCUAAAGCUGGCUAUUUUUAAAAGUGAGAAAUAUGAUAUUUUCUUCACUCUUUUCAUCAACCCAUUUCCACCUUUUUUUUCUCUCACGUGGUCAAAUAAUUAUAGCUCAUUGCCACCAUCUAUCUCAUCAGUGAGUGUUAGAUAGAGGGAGUGAAAGUGAAAGACGUGUGCCAGUCUCACUCUCUCAAACUCUCCCAGUUCUGUCAUAACAGAUUGGAGGAAUUGUAUUGAAACUAACGUCUCUUUCUGUCUUUGCUGCUGCAGGAACUUCUACUACAUCACCAUGCUGAGGGACCCUGUCUCCCGCUACCUGAGCGAGUGGAAGCACGUGCAACGCGGCGCCACCUGGAAGACAGCCCUGCACAUGUGUGACGGCCGCUCUCCCACCCAGGACGAACUGCCCGCCUGCUACAGUGGCGACGACUGGACCGGGGUCACCCUGACCAACUUCAUGGACUGCCCGUCCAACCUGGCCAACAACCGGCAGGUCCGCAUGCUGGCCGACCUCAGCCUGGUGGGCUGCUACAACGUCUCCUCCUUUACCGCCGGCGCCGAACGGGAGCGCGGCCGCGUCCUACUAGCCAGCGCCAAGAACAACCUCCGCAACAUGGCCUUCUACGGCCUGACCGAGUUCCAGCGCAAGACGCAGUACCUGUUUGAGCGGACGUUCGGCCUGCGCUUCAUCCAGGCUUUCACGCAGAUCAACAGCACGCGGGCAGCCAGCGUGGGGGUGGGGGAGGGGGCUCUGCGGCGGCGCAUCGAGGGGCUCAACGCCCUGGACAUGGAGCUGUACGAGUACGCCAAGGAGCUGUUCCUCCGGAGGUACCAGUACAGCCGCCAGACACAGCACCGGGAGCAGAGGCUGAGGAGGAGGCAGGAGAGGCAGGAGGAAAGGGAGCGGCUACAUCAGCACAGAGCCCCCAUCUCCAAAUCCAGGAGGGAGGAGGAGGAGAGGGAGAUAGAGGGGGAGGAGGUGGGAGGUGUGGCCACCACAGAGGACUACAGCAGCCAGGUGGUGAGAUGGUGA
Molecule: messenger RNA, 1669 nt
Organism: Coregonus sp. 'balchen'
Lineage: Eukaryota; Metazoa; Chordata; Actinopteri; Salmoniformes; Salmonidae
Source: the annotation of a GenBank genome assembly